CGUGUGACACCGUUGUUUUGGGGUUUAACGUUCAUGACCCUGACCUCUGACGCUGAUGAUUGACACCCCCCCCCCUCUCCCCCCAGCAGCCAUGCUGAAGCCGGGCGAGCCCAGCGGCUCGGCCUUCCUGAAGGUGGACCCGUCCUACCUGCAGCACUGGCAGCAGCUCUUCCCUCAGGCGCAGCUGAAGGCUCCUCUGGCGCCUCCUCCACCUCCACCCGACCGCCUCUCCAUCCCCAUGGACGGCCUGCGCCCGUCCCGCCUGCACAGCCACCUCCUGGCCUCCGCGCACUGCACCUCCUCUUCCUCCACCUCUUCGGCUUCGUCCUCCUCAGCUGCGGCAGCUCUCACCCCGUCUUCCUCCUCCAUCUCCAUCUCCACCUCGGCAGGGAUCUCGCAGCUGCCCGUCCCCCAGCAGAUCGCCCUCUUUGGGCAGGCGCUGGCCCCCAUGUGCGCGGGCGCAGGAGGAGGAGGAGGAGGAGGAGGAGGAGGAGGAGGAGGAGACGAUGGUGGGAAACCGACCAGGUUCAAGCUGACGUCUGAGGAGCUGGACUACUACCUGUACGGACAGCAGAGGAUGGAGAUCAUCCCCCUUAGCAACCAGACGGGAGAGCUCAACAACCGUUGCGACAUGUGUGCGGACAACAGGAACGGCGAGUGUCCGAUGCACGGCCCUCUGCACUCGCUGCGGCGCCUCGUGGGAACCAGCAGCGCGCCGACGCCCGUCACGCUGCCGGACGUCCCUGAUUGGCUCAGAGAUCUGCCCAGAGAGGUGUGUCUCUGCACCAGCACGGUCCCUGGACUGGGUUACGGGAUCUGUGCGUCCCAGAGGAUCCCCCAGGGAACCUGGAUCGGCCCGUUUCAGGGAUCCUCUCUGCUGCUGGACAAACUGCACGCUGGAGCCGUCAGAAACAGCAGACACCUGUGGGAGAUCUACGACGCGGAGGGCUCUCUGCAGCACUUCAUAGACGGCAACGACCCCGCCAAGUCCAGCUGGAUGAGGUACAUCCGCUGCGCCCGCCACUGCGGGGAGCAGAACAUGAUGGUGGUGCAGUACAGGUCCUGCAUCUUCUACAGAGCGUGCAUGGACAUCCCCCGAGGCACCGAGCUGCUGGUCUGGUACAACGACUCCUACACCUCCUUCUUCGGCAUCCCGCUGCAGUGCGUCGCCCAGGACGAGAACUUAAAUGUCCCAAACACAGUAGUGGAAGCGAUGACCCGGCAAGAGUCCCUUCAGUCUUUCAGCAAGAAUGGAAAACCCUCUUCCUCCUCCUCGUCCACCUCCGCCACCACCCUCAUGCGCUCCAUGGUCUUCCCACACUCCCCCUGCCCGAGGAACUUCUCCCUCUUGGACAAGGUGGGGAUCGGGGUUCAGUCGGACGUCAGUUACGGCCAGUUGGGGUCGAAGAACCAGCGUGUUCUGGCGAGCCCGACCUCCACCAGCCAGCUUAGCAGUGACUUCAGCGACUGGCACCUGUGGAAGUGUGGCCAGUGCUUCAAGACCUUCACCCAGAGGAUCUUGCUGCAGAUGCACGUCUGUCCGCAGAAUCCAGACAGACCGUACCAGUGUGGCCACUGCUCCCAGUCCUUCUCCCAGCCCUCGGACCUGAGGAACCACGUGGUCACGCACUCCAGCGACCGGCCCUUCAAGUGCGGUUACUGCGGCCGGGCCUUCGCCGGCGCCACCACGCUCAACAACCACAUCCGCACGCACACCGGGGAGAAGCCCUUCAAGUGCGAGCGCUGCGACCGCAGCUUCACACAGGCCACUCAGCUCAGCCGCCACCAGCGACUCCCCAACGAGUGUAAACCCGUGAACGAGAGCAGCGAGUCCAUCGAGGUGGACUAACCCCUCCCCCCCGACCCCCCCGACCUACCGACUGACACCUCGAGGCGGCUACAUUGUGACGCUUCAUUUUUUCUU
This is a messenger RNA of Pungitius pungitius (ninespine stickleback), 1924 nucleotides long. RefSeq names its product PR domain containing 6 (gene prdm6). The record is from RefSeq and is a predicted model, not a curated record. The transcript is spliced from 9 exons. Gene Ontology annotation, biological process: regulation of transcription by RNA polymerase II. The coding region runs from base 56 to 1849 and encodes 597 amino acids. Gene Ontology annotation, molecular function: histone methyltransferase activity; protein binding; RNA polymerase II transcription regulatory region sequence-specific DNA binding. Gene Ontology annotation, cellular component: nucleus. NCBI's taxonomy places the organism in Eukaryota, Metazoa, Chordata, Actinopteri, Perciformes, Gasterosteidae.